Messenger RNA from Funneliformis mosseae, 534 nucleotides. The record is from the annotation of a GenBank genome assembly. Lineage: Eukaryota; Fungi; Glomeromycota; Glomeromycetes; Glomerales; Glomeraceae.
AUGAAAUCAAUUAAAUCACCUGAAUUUUCCACAAAUUAUCCAACACCUGAUUCAUCCAUUCAAUACCUGUUUGAUGAACAAAUCGAUGUUGAUUUAUCGUGUCCAAAAUGUACAAAUCCUCGUACAAGUAAAUGGGACUUACAAGCAAGAACUCCGGUUGCGUUGAAAAGCUUAUAUAAUUCAAAAGAUUGGACAGAGGACUUUCUAAAUGAGUUACAAGCGCAUUAUAAAUUCAGAAACGGCAGAGUACUUCACUGUUAUGGCGUAACUCGGGACAAGCGAGAUCGUGAUUUGGCUGCUGAACAUCUAUCGACCGGAAAUAUCGAUAGUGGUUUCAGUCAAACUUCACAUCCCGAAGCCAUAUUUGCAAGUAGAUUAUUGAAUUUUUCGAAUUUACCGGAUUCAGGUGAUGUUCUUGAUAUUUCGGAAUAUUCCAUUUAUUUUUGUGAUGGUGAACAAGUUGAAGAUGAAGCAAUCAAAGAAAAUGAUUAUAUUACGAGAGCAUAUGAUGAUUCUCCGUCAAAUCAUUUAUAA